Molecule: messenger RNA, 1686 nt
Organism: Vespula vulgaris
Lineage: Eukaryota; Metazoa; Arthropoda; Insecta; Hymenoptera; Vespidae
Gene: phtm
Product: cytochrome P450 306a1
Exons: 7
Coding region: 65-1543 (492 amino acids)
Biological process (GO): xenobiotic metabolic process
Cellular component (GO): intracellular membrane-bounded organelle; cytoplasm
Molecular function (GO): heme binding; iron ion binding; oxidoreductase activity, acting on paired donors, with incorporation or reduction of molecular oxygen, reduced flavin or flavoprotein as one donor, and incorporation of one atom of oxygen
Source: RefSeq, a predicted model, not a curated record
AUUCCGCAGAAAAUCAUCGUUAUAGAGUGAUCGCAUCUCAAGCCGAUACCUUGGAACGUUUAAGAUGUCGAUAUUUAUGAUCGUAGUAGCUUUCAUGCUCCUAACGAUCUUAUAUUACAUGAGUCGAAAAAAACAUCGAUUACCACCUGGCCCUUUAGGCCUACCGAUCGUGGGCUAUUUACCAUGGAUCGAUCCAAAAGCACCUCAUGAGACACUUACCGAAUUGACAAGGAAGUAUGGACCGAUCUGUGGAUUGAAAAUGGGUUCUGUAUACACUGUACUUCUAUCGGAUCCUCGUCUGAUACGACAAGUCUUCGCUAAGGAUACGUUUGCUGGACGGGCACCACUCUACUUGACGCAUGGCAUGAUGCAUGGUUAUGGUCUCAUCUGCGCCGAGGGAGAGCUUUGGAGGGAUCAAAGAAGAUUCGUCGCUGGUUGUUUGAAAAAUCUCGGCAUGGUAAAAUUCGGACUGAAAAGGGACAGGAUGGAAAGGAGAAUCCUCGCAGUUCUGGAAGAAUGCAUUUCGAAAUUGAAGGAAAGAUCUACGAUCGACGGUUUCGAUCCAAACGAGACUUUGCAACAUUGUAUAGGAAAUCUGAUGAACGAUCUCGUGUUCGGUAAAACGUACGACGAGAACGAUCGCGUUUGGAAUUGGCUUCGUAUGUUACAAGAAGAAGGUGUGAAACACAUUGGUGUUGCCGGGCCUUUAAAUUUUUUACCAUUUCUCAGAUUUUUACCAUGGUACGGUAAAACGAUGUAUACUUUGAUCGAUGGAAAAGAGAAAACCCAUAAGAUUUAUAAGAGCAUCGUCGAGGAACAUCGAUCUAAUCCCGUAAAAACGGAGAGUCUUUUGGCAGCGUUCGACGAUGAAAUGACGAGUAGAAUGAAAUCGAACGACCUUGGAUAUUUUACCGAAAAGCAAUUCUAUCAUUUGCUCGCUGACAUUUUCGGUGCAGGAAUGGACACGACCUUGACUACUCUCCGUUGGUUCCUUCUCUUCGUUGCGACUUAUCCGGACGAACAGGAAAAGAUCUAUCAAGAGAUGCAACAGGUGCUACCAGAUAAAGAACCCACUUUAGACGAUAGAACUGUUUUGACGCGUCUCGAGGCAACUAUAGCGGAAGUACAAAGGAUAAGAAGCGUUGUUCCAGUUGGUAUACCUCACGGAACGAUCGAGGAUACGCAAAUAGGAGACUACGAUAUACCAAAAGGUACGAUGGUGGUACCGAUGCAAUGGUCCAUUCAUACCGAUCCAUCUUAUUGGCAAGACCCAUUCGAUUUUAAACCGGAUAGAUUCAUUGCCGAUGAUGGCAGCCUCGUUAAGCCGGAAGCGUUCUUGCCUUUCCAAACUGGAAAACGUAUGUGCGUCGGGGACGAACUUGCCAGGAUGAUCCUGUUCCUUUUCUCUUCGAGAAUAAUCCGUAGAUUCGUCGUUUCGAUCCCUCCUAACGUUUCGAUUAAUCUCGAAGGAGAAUGCGGUAUUACCUUGGUCCCUAAACCCCAUAGAUUGGUUUUCGCACUUCGUGAAUACCCUGGAAUAUGAUCCGUAUCUCUUUUUUUUUUUGUUUUAAGAUUUUUCUAAAACUUAUUUCAUUAAUUCAUUAUUUCAUUAUUUACGAUUUUUCACGUGUUACGUAUUUCUAUGUAAUAAAGAAGAACGAUAAAUAAAACGAAACGAAGAGUUUU